Messenger RNA from Prunus dulcis (almond), 993 nucleotides. RefSeq lists its product as uncharacterized. The transcript has 2 exons. The coding region runs from base 1 to 993 and encodes 330 amino acids. Gene Ontology annotation, molecular function: zinc ion binding. Lineage: Eukaryota; Viridiplantae; Streptophyta; Magnoliopsida; Rosales; Rosaceae. The record is from RefSeq and is a predicted model, not a curated record.
AUGACGUUAAGGUCAGUGGUUUCAACCUCACAAUCCUUAACUUUUGUCUCUGAUAGAGAGAAGGGACUUAAGAAAUCAGUGAUUGAGGUAUUUGAGAAUGCCCACCAUGGCUACUCAUUGCACCGCCUUCUUGAAAGCUUUAAGAAAAACUUGAAGGGUCCAUUCCAUGGAGAUGGGAAGGGUUUGUUGCCAAUCAAUUUUGUGGCUGCAGCCCAUGCAGUCCGACUUGAUGGUUUUAAAACAAGUACUGAUCAAAUUAGACGGGUUUCUUCACAGGCUUAUGACUGGGUCCUGCAAAUUGAACCAGAAUGUUGGACAAAUGCAUUAUUUAAAGGUGAACACUAUAACCAUGUGACAUCCGACGUUGCAGAGACAUACAUCAAGUGGAUAGAGGAAGUACGGGAGUUACCCAUAGCACAGAAGAUCGAAGUGCUAAGUUGUAAGCUGAUGGAGUUGAUAAACACUCGUCGAACAGAUUCAAGUACAUGGCCUACAAAGCUCACUCCAUCCAAGGAGGAAAAGUUGCGACAAGAAACUCUUCAAGCAUAUGGUCUUAAAGUCUUAUUUUCAUCUGAUACUCUUUUUGAGGUUCACAAGGACUCCAUCAAUGUUGUGGAUAUUGAUAAAUGGGACUGUAGUUGUCUGAAAUGGAAAGCAACCGGCCUACCCUGCUGUCAUGCUAUUGCCGUCUUUAACUGCACUGGUAGGAAUGUAUAUGAUUAUUGUUCAAGAUACUUUAAAGCCAACAACUUUCAGUUGACGUAUUCUGAAUCUAUAAACCCAUCGGCCCCUUUCCAGCCCUUGGAUAGUGACACAAUUGACUUAGAGACUCUGCAUGUACUUCCUCCAUUCAUCUCCAAGCCACAAAACCAAGAAAAGAAAAAGCAGACCAGAACAAAGGGUGUGAUCACAAGGACAGUUACUUGCGCUAGGUGCAAGGAAGUUGGGCAUAACAAAGCAACGUGCAAGGCACCCACCACCCCAACCCCAUAG